Messenger RNA from Sclerotinia borealis F-4128, 2799 nucleotides. The record is from the annotation of a GenBank genome assembly. Lineage: Eukaryota; Fungi; Ascomycota; Leotiomycetes; Helotiales; Sclerotiniaceae.
AUGGAUAUUCGGGCCAAGCUUACCCCCCCAGAUCCAUACGCACAGCAAAGUCCCGCGCAACCAGGCUUUGAACAAGAAGCGACAUCUCCCUCACAAGCUGGACCUCCAGGAGCAGAUGCAGGAAAGAAGAAGAAGAGGGGUUAUGCGACACAAGCUUAUGAUUUCGGACAAGGUGCGAAUUCGGCUCUAGGAGGACAAACACAAGGCGGUGCUCAAUUCCAACCUGCACAAGCACCUGCUGCAUAUGGCGGUUAUCAAGCACAGCCUGAACCCGUAGCUGCAUAUGGAGCUCCACAGGGUGGCAUGGCUGCGGCUCCUCAAGGGGGUUUUGCUCAACCGCAGUAUGGCGGCGGCCCAGGUGCGCCUAUUUCUCCUGGCAUAGCGGGCAUUACACAGGGAAUGGGACAAUUGGGAACGGGUGGACCACAACAACCUAUUGCAGCUCAGGCUCGUCCUGGUGCUCCGGCUCAGGUUGCUUUGAAUCAGCUUUAUGCCACGGAUCUCACCAGCCAACCUUUCAAUGUUGCAGAGUUAGAUUUACCUCCUCCUCCGAUCAUUUUACCUCCAAAUACAAGUGUUACCCCUUCCCUCAAUGCGAAUUGUCCACCGAAAUAUGUUAGAUCGACUUUGAAUGCCAUUCCGACUACCAAUUCUCUCCUCAAGAAAUCGAAGCUUCCUUUCGCAUUAGUCAUACAACCAUAUACUUCAUUGCACGAUAUCGACGAUCCUGUGCCAGUUGUUCAAGAUCAAGUUAUUUCACGUUGUAGAAGAUGUCGUUCCUACAUCAACCCAUAUGUGUCAUUCCUCGAUCAUGGCCACAGAUGGAGAUGUAAUAUGUGUAACCUCACAAACGAUGUCCCACAAGCUUUCGACUGGGAUGCAGCUGCACAACAGAGUGUUGAUCGAUGGCAACGACCGGAGCUCAAUCAUGCAGUUGUGGAAUUUGUUGCACCACAGGAAUACAUGGUUAGACCUCCACAACCGCUUGUCUAUCUCUUCUUGUUCGAUGUCAGUUUUGCUUCUGUAUCUUGUGGCCUGUUAGCUACGAGUGCUAGAACUAUUCUCGACAGUCUUAACAGGAUACCAAAUGCGGAUCGAAGAACUCGAGUUGGGUUUAUGGCUGUAGACUCCAGCUUACAUUACUUCCAAGUUCCAAAAGACACAGAUGAAAAUGGAGAGACGAAUAUGCUUGUAGUCAGCGACUUGGAUGAACCUUUCCUUCCGGUCCCUCAAGAGCUAUUGGUUCCAUUAUCUGAGUGCAGGUUGAAUGUUGAGAAAUUCCUGACGACUCUUCCUCAAAUGUUCCAGACCAAUACAAACAACGGAUCAUGUAUGGGAUCAGCUCUCCGUGCUGGCCAUAAGCUGAUCUCGCCUCUUGGUGGAAAGAUUGUGGUCAUCACUGCCUCAUUACCUAAUGUCGGAUAUGGCAAAUUAGAGAUGCGUGAGGAUAAGAAGUUGUUGGGUACCUCGAAGGAGAGUGGCCUGUUACAGACAGCCAGCAGCUUCUACAAGAGUUUUGCGGUAGAAUGUUCGAAGAACCAAGUUUCUAUCGACAUGUUCUUAUUCUCAUCGCAAUAUCAGGAUGUUGCUUCCCUUAGCAAUCUUCCAAGAUACACUGGUGGACAAACCUACUUCUACCCCGGAUGGAACGCCGGGAGAAGCGAGGAUGCUAUCAAAUUCGCCACAGAGUUCAGUGAUUACCUUUCUGCUGAGAUUGGUCUCGAGGCUGUGUUACGUGUUCGUGCUACCACUGGUCUCCGAAUGAGCACUUUCUACGGUAAUUUCUUCAACCGAAGUUCGGAUCUCUGUGCCUUUCCGGCUUUCCCUCGUGACCAGAGCUAUGUUGUUGAAGUCGCCAUCGAUGAGUCUCUUACGAAGUCUUUUGUCUGCAUGCAAACUGCCGUCUUGCAUACUACAAGUAAUGGGGAACGUCGUAUUAGAGUCAUGACUUUGACAUUGCCUACCACAACUACUCUCCAAGAUGUUUACGCAUCGGCCGAUCAAUGUGCAAUUACUACUUACUUCAGUCACAAGGCUGUCGAGCGUGCAUUGAGUGGCGGACUUGAACCUGCACGUGAAGCCCUUCAAUCCAAAUUGAUUGAGCUUCUUCAAACGUUCAAGAAGGAGCUUGCGGGUGGAAACAUGGGUGGCGGUGGGCUUCAAUUCCCAGCAAAUCUCCGCGGAUUACCCGUUUUAUUUCUUGGUCUUAUCAAGAAUGUUGGACUUCGAAAAUCGGCUCAAAUUCCUUCGGAUCUGAGAUCUGCGGCUCUUUGCCAAUUGUCUACACUCCCUCUUCCGCUCUUGAUGCAAUACAUCUACCCACGCCUUUACUCAUUACAUGACAUGCCCGACAAUGCCGGUAUCCCCGACCCUGAAACAAAUCAAAUCGUCCUUCCACCUCCUAUGAACCUUUCCUCGGAACGUCUCGUCCCAUUCGGUCUCUACCUCAUCGACGAUGGCCAAACACAAUUCCUCUGGGUAGGACGCGAUGCCGUUCCACAACUUCUCGCUGAUGUCUUUGAUAUUGCUGAUCGAUCGAAACUCAAGGUUGGGAAAUCAACUCUACCGGAACUGGAUAAUGAUUUCAGUGAGAGAGUCAGAAAUGUGUUCCAGAAGGCGAGAGAUUAUAGGAGCAGAGGCGUAGGUAGUAUUGUGGUGCCACAUUUGUACGUUGUGCGCGAGGAUGGUGAACCAAGUCUGAAGUUGUGGGCUCAGACGCUAUUGGUGGAGGAUAGGGCGGAUCAGGGAAUGAGCUUUCAGCAGUGGAUGGGGGUGAUGAGGGAUAAGGUUAGUUCUUAA